AUGGCGGAAUCAUCCAACGUCAAUGCUACAGUUUCUGGCCUGAAGGGUUAUGACCUUUCAAGCUUGCUGACAUUUGACCCCGAAUCCAUCGAGCCGGCUACUGCUAAAACAAGCGAAGUGCCAGGACCCAGCACUACACAUGGUCAACUCCAGCAUCUCAAGGCCCUGCUCUCCUCUUCCAUUGAGACAUUGGUUGAAGACUCCGAGGCGGUGAAGAGCGUUCUGGAAGACAUCCAGCCUCAUCUCCCGAGAAUCAACCUGCGCCACAACCAGCUUCCGUUGAAAGCCGAUAUCGCAGACAAAUGCCAACGGCUUAAUGAGAAAAAGGCAGCUUUGGACGCCAAGACUGACACCUCUGACAGUACUGCUGAACUAGCGACCUUGCGCAAAGAGUUGGAGGCCCUUGAAGAGAAGGUUCGGGCAACAAAACAACUCAUUGAAGCUAAGGAAGCUCUUAUCGCCCACUCCCUCGAGGAAGCAGAAGGCCUCAAAGCUGAACUGAAGUCUGAUCUGGCCGAAAUCCGCACCUUGAACAAGCAGCUGGUGGCAGGCAAAGACGAAGAUGAUGAGGCCGAGAUCGCCGAGGUGGAUCGUGUUCGUGCUGAUGCCCUCCAUGCCCUUGAGAUGUUCCUUCAGUAG
Molecule: messenger RNA, 639 nt
Organism: Lolium perenne
Lineage: Eukaryota; Viridiplantae; Streptophyta; Magnoliopsida; Poales; Poaceae
Source: RefSeq, a predicted model, not a curated record